AUGAAGGAGUAUAAAUGGGAGGUUGGGACAAUGUACAUAGAUAGGAAUGCUUUUAAGGAAUGUGUAACUAGUUAUGCUGUGCACAGUGGUAGAGAAAUAUGGUUCUCAAAGUGUGAUAGUCAUAAGUGCAAAGCUGUUUGCAAAGAAGGUUGCAAGUGGUUUGCUUAUUACCAUAAGAUGAAGAGAGAGUAUACAUGCCAAUUGACCAGCUGUUACAAAAAACACACAUGCAAUAAGGCAACCAAGAUUGGUAUCAUGAGUUCUCAAUGGCUGAGUAAGGCUUUUAUGAAGAAGAUCUGUGAGAACCCUAAAAUCAAGUUGAGAACUUUGAUAAAGAAGGCUCAUAGCAAGUGGAAUGUUGAUCUCACAAAGACCAAAGCUGCCAGAGUGAAGCAGCAAGCCUUGGAUGAGAUUAAUGGUACUUAUGGAGAGCAAUAUAGGAGGAUUCAUGACUAUGCUGUCGAGUUACUGAGGUCAAAUCCAGGUUCCACUGUUCAGAUACAAGUGGAGAGACCUCCUGAAUUUCAAUUAAAGACACCAAUUCCUGGUAAGGACAUGAGACCACAAUUUGAGAGGAUCUAUAUCUGCUUGGAUGCUUGCAAACGGAGUUUCAUGGUGUGCAGACCCAUGAUCAGCCUUGAUGGAUGCUUCAUCAAGACUCCAUAUGGGGGUCAACUUCUAACAGCCAUUGGAUGGGACUCCAACGAUCAGAUUUUGCCAAUUGCCUAUGCUGUUGUUGAAGCAGAGACAAAAGACUCGUGGAGAUGGUUUUUGUUGAAUCUGUGUGACGAUUUGGGAGUUGAUAAGAUCAGAUGGUGUACAUUCAUGAGCGACCAACAAAAGGUAACUCUCAAUCUAAGCACGUUGAUCCCUACCUUUGAUGAGUUGCUGACUGGCAUAGAUUACAGGUUCUGUGUCAGGCACUUAUAUAGCAAUUUCAGAAAAAGGUUCCUAGGUGUUCAGCUAAAAAUGAUGAUGUGGAAGGCUGCAAAGGCAACAUAUGUCCAGGAGGGGGGAGAGAAGGAUGAAGGAGAUUCAGCUGGUUACCCUUGUGAGCAUGCCAUGAGUUGCAUUAGGAAAAUGUAUUUGGAUGUUAAGAACUAUGUGAACAAGUGCUAUAGGAAAGAGACCUACGUGGACUGCUAUAAACAUGUAAUCUACCCAGUGAAUGGACCAAAUCUCUGGGCCCAGACUGAGAAUGAUGAUGUGUUGCCACCAGUGUUUAGGAAACCAAUAGGGCACCCAAAACUGAGCAGGAACAAGACUGGUGAUGAGCCACGCAACAAUGGACCACUGGCUAAAUUAUCCAGGGCUGGACAACAACAAAAAUGUUCUUAUUGUUUUGCACUUGGUCAUAACAAAAGAACCUGCCCUAGAAAACCUCCACAAUCCAAGAAAGGUGAUGGCACAACUAGGACUCCAAACCCCAGCAAGAUCCCAGCCAAGACAACAACAAAACCAGCAACAAAACUUCAGCCAAAGAGAAAGAGCAAUACACAAGUUGGAGGGAGCCAAGAGUCACAAACAUCCUCCAAGAGAGCUAGAUGCAGCAGCAGCACCAGUCAACCCCAGCCAUCGACAGCAACAGUCACUAGCCCAUCAAGGAGGACCCUGAAGUUCAUGGAAAAAACACCACCUAAGGCCUGGAAAGCAUUGGGAUGA
Molecule: messenger RNA, 1662 nt
Organism: Arachis ipaensis
Lineage: Eukaryota; Viridiplantae; Streptophyta; Magnoliopsida; Fabales; Fabaceae
Source: RefSeq, a predicted model, not a curated record